Molecule: messenger RNA, 1343 nt
Organism: Exophiala dermatitidis NIH/UT8656
Lineage: Eukaryota; Fungi; Ascomycota; Eurotiomycetes; Chaetothyriales; Herpotrichiellaceae
Product: maleylacetoacetate isomerase
Exons: 1
Coding region: 585-1292 (235 amino acids)
Biological process (GO): L-phenylalanine catabolic process; glutathione metabolic process
Cellular component (GO): mitochondrion; cytoplasm
Molecular function (GO): glutathione transferase activity; maleylacetoacetate isomerase activity
Source: RefSeq, a predicted model, not a curated record
ACGUCCAGGUCCGACCGCAGUUUUCCCGGUGGUCACAUGCAUCCCCCGCCCAUUGGCAUACCAGGUACUGUAUCACCGCCGGCUCGGGUGCGAGAGUGAACUCACCCAAAACAUCAGGGGAAGGCCAAGCGGACUGAAGAUUGCGGAUACUUUGUAAGUAUUAGGCCUCUACACGGCUUCCAGCCAAAAGCAGACAAGCAGUAAGAAGGGUUGUUCUCCAUCGAAGAAUUUGAAACCACCAGCCCGGCCAGCAUCCGACGGAAUCAGCUCCGCGCCAGAUCGUGGAGAAAGACGAUCGAUGCCGCCCCUGUUUCCGCGCCGCUUGUUCGGUCAUAUAUAAUGAAGCUGUGCUCAAUCUUUUGCAGACAAUAAAAAGCGAGGAACCCAAAAAAAAACCCCCCCGCUGACAGCGGCGUGGAAGAUACUGUACACCUACUCAUACUUCGCCAGCAACUCCAUCCAUCAGCACCAGAUACUAGUCCACCAAGAGUCAGGCGUUCACUCUCGAGCAGAGCUGGAUCACAGUCCUAGUAUCUCAUCUCUAUACAACCAGGGUUGCUACCCAAGCCAUCCCAAUCAUCAUCAUGGCCGAACGCCCGCAAUACAAAUACACACUAUACACCUACUUCCGAUCCUCAUGCUCAGCCCGGGUCCGCAUCGCAGCCCACAUCAAGGGAAUCGAGCUCGAGUACAAAUACAUCCAUCUCGUCAAAGGCGAGCAACAUGAUUCAGAAUACACAUCCCUGAACCCCAGCGAAUCAGUACCAACACUAGUCGUGACCGACAUCCAGUCCGGCAAAGUGGUGGCCAAGAUCCGGCAAUCCGUCGCCAUCCUAGAGUAUUUGGAAGAAAUAGACACGAGACCCGAUUCACCGAAACUAUUACCUCCUCCCAACGAUCCCGUCGGCCGUGCCAAGGUCAGGGAGUUGACGGAUAUUGUGGCCUGCGACAUUCAACCGGUCACGAAUCUGAGAGUGUUGAACUUCAUCAAACCGUUUGGCAUUGAAGCGCCCAAAUGGCAGGUUCAUUUCAUGACGCUGGGCUUCCGUGCGUAUGAGGGUUUGCUCAAGGACUAUGCGGGAAAGUAUAGUGUUGGUGACGAGUUGAGCAUGGCGGACUGUGCCCUCGCGCCGGCUGUGGAUGGCGCCCUGAGGUUUGGGGUCGAUGUCAAGGGAGAGUUUCCGCUCGUUUGGAAGGUGUGGGAGAAUUUGAAGCAGGUGGAGGCGUUUAAGAAGGGGAGAUGGGACAAUCAGGAGGAUACGCCCGAAGAGUUGCAGGGGAAGGGGCAGUAGAUUUUGGCAACCAAAAUAGCAGAAUGGUUGAAUAGGAUUGAUAUCAGCUAC